UCACUGGGGCGCGGGCACCGCCAUGCUGGUGCUGGCCCUGGUCGACGUGGACCAGGCGACGGCGGUGGCGCUGCUGUGCGUGGCCGUGGCCUUGGAGGCGGGGACGCUGGCCGGCUUCUUCUGCAACCACAUGGACCUGUCGCCCAACUUCAGCGGCGCCAUGAUGGGCGUUUCGGGCGGUGCUGGUGCACUCGUAGCUGUUGUCGUGCCGCUCGCCGUGGGGGCAAUCACGGGGGAAGAGGACAGCCUGAGUCACGAGGAAGUGACUACGCGGUGGAACACCGUGUUCAUCCUGACUGCAUGCAUUUACUACAUCGGUAAUUUGGUGUGGGUAUUCUUCUCAUCGUUCGAGGUGCAGCCUUGGAACAACGUUGCCAGCAAAACGGAAGUGGAGCCAGUGCAGAACAACAGUUAGUUGUGAGACCAGAAAACGGGAUCUCUCUGUGACUUCAAAGGAGUUCUCGAUUAACAGGGGCCUCAGACUCACUGUCAAUUGGAAGCACACUAAGGUGACUGGAUGAAACUGGAAAACACGGGACAAUGGUGCAAGUUUUGCCCUGUUAAGACUCCCACAAGGGGAGAAAACUGCGUUUGUCGUGACCAUUUAACGACUAGUUUUCUGUCAGUGAAAUUUUUGGUCCUUUGCAGUUUCAAGUUCUUUAACGGAAGAGAAGAGCAAAAUCGUGUAUUGACUCUUUCAACCCCUUGGUGCACCAAAAGCACCUUUUCGGUCAUACGUUAAAGUUUGUCCUUCGGUCACACACUUGUGUGUGGCCUUACCAUAAAUUAGUCAGAUGCCUCACUUUCAUUUUAGUACUGUCUCUAUGAUAGACUUGUAUCGUAAAGUAUUGAGAAUUGGCGAAUUGGCUUAGUGUUAUGACUGCACGCGGCAUUUUUCAGUAGAAAAUUGGGAGUAAAUUGUGAUGUUAUCAGAGGUUUAAAACGACCCAUAGACAGUUUGCACCAUAUUUUUAUUGUAUUGAACAAGGGUUACAAUCGUUGCUUGAUAUUCUCCAUGCAGUUUUUUUUAAAGUGAUUACGUGCACAAAAGUUAUUGAAAUUUCUCGUAAGAGCUCGCUGCAUUUAGCUGCACACACUUAAUUGUAGCUCAGAAAUGUCCAAUGCCACACACCUCACAUGUUUCACGGCUGCUCGUUGCGGAUCAAUGGACAGCUCUCGAACUUUAAAGAUGUACCUGCAAUGCCACCUAAAUACCGCUCGCUCAAACGUGGUACGGUGGCCAAGUGCACUGUGAAAAUUUGAGUUGUCACUUGAUGACAAUUUCAAGGCUAAUUUUCCUUACAAGGAUGUCAUCAAAUCAAUUGAUGACACUGUUGUCAUGUCCAUGCAAUGAGUGUAGGAGCUUUGAUGAAAAUGUCAUCAAUUUGUGAUGAGGUUGUCAUUAUUUGAAAGUGAUGAAAAUAUAAUCCACGUUUUUGUCAUAAAGUGACAGCAAAUUUUCACAGUGUGGUGCGGCACAAGAGGGGCGUGGGCCCUGCAGCUGGCACCGCAAGACCUAGAUGGCGAAGGCGAUGGACGCAGCGAGGAGGCCGCCGCCAAGAAGCACGAAGCACACCCUGAGCUGGGCCGGGCCGAGCGGGGUGACUCUGGGCGCCUUGCGGGCCCUGACGCGUUCCAGCUUGUACGCACGGGUGUCCCUCACGUUCUGGAAUCGGUUGACGACCACUGGGUCCAGACCGGCAGCCCGAAAUCGACCCAAGGCCGUGCCAAAGGGUUUGCCCAUGGGGGAUCCCUUCUUUGUCAGGAACAGACUGGUAAUAAAUUCUGUUGGAACACUAACUUUGUGCAUGC
Thrips palmi is the source of this 1812-nucleotide messenger RNA. Its product is annotated as vesicular glutamate transporter 2-like. Gene Ontology annotation, biological process: monoatomic anion transport. Bases 23 to 415 code for a protein of 130 amino acids. The record is from RefSeq and is a predicted model, not a curated record. Lineage: Eukaryota; Metazoa; Arthropoda; Insecta; Thysanoptera; Thripidae. Gene Ontology annotation, cellular component: plasma membrane. Gene Ontology annotation, molecular function: transmembrane transporter activity. The transcript has 3 exons.